Messenger RNA from Gracilinanus agilis (Agile Gracile Mouse Opossum), 725 nucleotides. RefSeq names its product chromosome 3 C1orf232 homolog (gene C3H1orf232). The coding region runs from base 40 to 309 and encodes 89 amino acids. The transcript is spliced from 3 exons. The record is from RefSeq and is a predicted model, not a curated record. NCBI's taxonomy places the organism in Eukaryota, Metazoa, Chordata, Mammalia, Didelphimorphia, Didelphidae.
CAUCGCCUGCCCUGUGCCCUGGACGGUGCCCCUACAGCCAUGAACCAAGCCUUUUGGAAGACCUACAAAUCAAAGGUGCUGCAGACCCUGGGUGGAGAGUCCGGGGAAGAGCUAUCAGAAGAGACAGAGAGUCCAGUGCUAGCAGACCAGGAAGCUGUGCAGCUGACAGAGGAGGCCAGCAACCCCAUGUCCCAGCUGGCCCGAAGGGUCCAGGGAGCUGGAGCUAAAGGCUGGAGGACAAUGUCAUCCUUGUUCAACAAAGAAGAUGAAGACAAGUUGUUGCCUUCGGAACCCUGUGCUGACCAGUAAGAGGGGACUGGGAAGUGCUGCUCACGUGGCUCCUCCUGACCUCAGGCUGGGGCAUGGGGAGAAGGGAGGGUGACUUUGUACCUAUACGAUGAGACCUUCCCUCUCUGGCCUUUCUAAGCAUAUCCCAUCUGAGGCUGGAUUUGGGACUGAUCUACUCUGUGUCUGUGGGUUUGUGUUCACGUCUCUGAGUCCUGGCCCAAGUCUGGGUGCAUGCUUGUUACUCUCCCUCCAAGUUCAGAGAGGGGGCAAGUUGAUGGCUCUCUUGGGAAGAUCACUGCUUCAUCUUGUCGAUGGAUGGCCUGCCAAAGUCUGGCUGGGCAGCCUCUUCCCUCAGCCAUCUAGAAAAGUACCAUCAUGCCCAGGGAGAUAAGAUGAUCUUGUAGUGGCCUUCCUUCCUUCCUUCCCUCCUUCCUCAU